This is a messenger RNA of Saccharomycopsis crataegensis, 2931 nucleotides long. RefSeq lists its product as uncharacterized. The record is from RefSeq and is a predicted model, not a curated record. Lineage: Eukaryota; Fungi; Ascomycota; Saccharomycetes; Ascoideales; Saccharomycopsidaceae. The coding region runs from base 1 to 2931 and encodes 976 amino acids. The transcript has a single exon.
AUGAUAGAUAGAAACAAUAGAUUGCUAGAAGAUUUCAAUAGAUUGCUAGAAGAUUUCAAUAGAUUGCUAGAAGAUUUCAAGAAAUUGCAGCCUCUAUGUGCGAAACAAAACUUCAAAACUCCAUUUGAGAAUCAAGAUAUUGACAAUUCCGUAUUUUGUUUGGUUGUUGAAUCAUUAAUUGACCUAAUAUACGAAUCACCAAAGUUUGCAAUAGAUGUUAUAUUUGACUGCGAUAUCCUAAAAUGUGUGGUUAGUUACUUGUCAUAUCUAACUUCUACGAAUCCACAAGAAUGUAGGGAAAUCAAAGACCUUUGCAGGCUUAUUGAGAGAGUCACCGAGGAAAUCGAAACUCAAGAUGAUCAAAAACUUAAGAUUUUAGAGGACUGGAAAUUUUUUGAACAGGUUUGGAGAUUUUGUGAAGUGGCGACUGAUGAAUGGGUACUCAAUGAAGUGAAAAGAAGAGUGAUUGGUCUCUUUCCACGGUCUCCAACAAAAAGAUUAGAAAUCGUGGAGAAAUCGCCAAUAUUCAUAGAGUAUAUACUCCCGAGAAUCCAGAAGCAAUCAAAGUACCUGAGUGAGGAAGUCCGACAAUUGGAAUUUUCGUUGCAGUGCUGUGGUAUGAUUUUUCAAGCGAUGACAAGUCAUCAAACAAUAUAUUUAACACAAUGUCUCAAGAUCAUGGAUUCUGUCAAUCAACUAUUAAUCCUGACUGAUGAGGAGGAUAUUUUGGUGGCUGUUUUCAAAUACUUCACGCUUUUCUUUGAUUUAAAAGUGCAAGAAGUCAAAUCACACUUGGAACAUGGAACUGAUGUCUUGCAACGAUGCUUAGACUUGGUGUACGAUGAUUCAAGGCUGAUAAAGGUGAAGAGUCGAGCAGCCAAUCUUGUGGUCUAUCUUGCAGUUAUUCAUAACAUUAAUGCUCUAGAAUCAUCGGAGCUUGAAAAUUUUCGUUGCCGAUGCCAGAAUCUUCUUUUACAAACCCCAGAUCUCAAGCUACAAGAUGCCGGGUAUCUUAUCAUGGGAGCCAGCAAUGUGGUCUUCACCAUUAAUUUUGACUCCAAAGAAUUCUAUGAGAUCGUUGAUAAGAUUGUGCAAGUAGUUGAUGCUGAAGAUGAUUUUUCUGAGAGUAUCCAAGCGGAUCCUAUGGCCAUUAGGGGCUAUGUUGCUAGUUUGUUGAUGUUGAUGAAAAGUCAGUGGCUGCAAAAAGAUCAGAUCUCGCUGGAGGUGUUUAAAUCCACUGUUGGUUAUUUGGAAGGGGCGAUAAGAUUGUUCAGAAAGGCAAAUAUCAAGUACCAGCUUCCGGUAUUCAUCAGGACGUUCUCAUCAAUGAUUGCCGAAGGAGCUGUGAAAAAUGAGCGGCUUUUGGUGGAAGGAUGUUAUGAUUCUGUGGCAAUAGCAUUCAUUUAUAAGUUUACGGAAAGGUUGCAGGCAAUCCCAAAUAAACAAAUGACUAAAGAAGAGAUCAGGAACUUGAGCGUGGGAGUGGCAAUGUUUCGGUCGAUUAUUGAGAUGUACAACACAUAUUAUGAAACUACAAAUAACGACGCGAUGGAUACUAUUGGUAGAUAUUUAUCUGACAAGAAAGUUCUCUUGAAACUUUUGCCAUCGCAUUGUGAUAAUGAUGCUUACCAAUUGUUGGCUGAUCUUUACCUGUCGUUUAACAUGGUUACCACAUUGGAUUUCAACCCUGAACUAUAUGACCACCUUGUGGAUUUAUUGAGCAGGGAUCUGCCAGAGCUUGUUGAUUUGUCUCUCAGUGUUCUAAUCCACCAUUUAUCACUUUCAACAGCAGCAGGAUAUGCUCUUGGGCAUCGAGAUUUGCUAUGCAACUUAUAUUCAAUGUGCCAAUCUACAGAGGAUAAGGAUGACAUAAUUAGGAGGAAGGCAUACAAGUGUUUGGUAGCUCUCGCAGCACAAAUUCCUAGAAACCGGCAGUUGUUAAAGGUGAUGUUAGAAACCGAUAUCGUUGAAGCAGUAGUCACCCCAAUCAUUAUCCAGGAUGAGGGAAAUCCGAAAAAUUAUGGAGAUUUUCGAGCCUCGGCAUUGAGCUUGCUUUGUUGUCUUACCAGUGACUAUGAAUUACAUGGUAAAAUUAUCGAAUCAGGGUUGGUCAAAAAGAUUUUAUUGAAUUUUCUGGUGAAUGAGGAUCUUUUAGUAUCUAAGAGCGUAAUUCUGAUCCUUAAUAAUCUUGUGAUGAUCCCAAGGAAUGGAAACCACCCUGUUGAGGCGGUCAUUGAUUACUUCUUGAGCGAUUGCAAUAUUUUGCAACAAAUUGAUUCGAUUUCCAUUGGCUUGCAAUCUCCUGAGAUUGAUUGUAACGCGAAUAAACAAUUGACGGUUCAUUUUCUUCAAUGGGUAACGACAAUGAUGGCUUCUUCUGCUUUAUUCAAGGAAUCAAUUCGGGAAUCCCACCCUUUAUUUGAAAACUUUUUAGGGCUAACUCAAGAUAUUUUUUCAGGGAUAUCCAACGACAUUGAAAAAGAGGAAGAAUUUUAUACGCAAUGUGCUGCGACGUUUGGUCAAUUGCUUGAUAAUAAAAUCAUUCCGGACUAUCAGUCGAUGGUGGCUGCUCAAAAAGUCUAUAAUGUUACCAACAUGCCACUGGUCCAAAUCUUGUCGUUUGCAUUAUACCGUUAUUUUCUCCUUGGGAUGUUAUUUGUGAUAGUCAAAAUCCUUUGGUGGAACAUACGGAAUUUUAGUUUUAAGGGAGUGUUCAAAAUAUUUGCGUGGAUCUUGUUUGCGGUAUUGGAAUUAUCGGUUAUUGGGACUGUCAGGCAAGCCUCGGAAUCUUUGGGGAUCCUUGUUGCGUGGAUUAUGCUCAUCAUCACCCGAUGGGCUACAGGACUUUCGUCAAUAGCCACUUGGCUCUGGGGAUUGAUUAUGUUUGGUGUUGUGUAUUUCAUCACGAUGAUCACUGCCACAGUUGGUUGA